GGUAGGGUUUGGAUUUGUGUUUCAUUUGCAAAAAUAGCAACCAUGCUUCAUUCUCUAUCUUCCUCUCGGGUUCCUUUUCUCCGCCAUUUGCAGAUUGUUAACACAUUAAUUUCCAAUAGAGAAUAUGCUAAUAAGAUGCUUAUGUAUGCUGAAAAUCACAACCAGUCUAUAUCUGAAGGGCGGUCAUAUGCAGAAAUAUUGUUUGGCCAAAUAGAUGAGCAUUCACAACACUAUAAGGAAUCUUUAUUGAGGGGAUCUUCAUUACAUAAAAUGAUCAGAUUGAUCACGUUAACAAUUGGUGGUCGUGCCUAUUUGAACUUCAUGGGCAAUGAAUUUGGGCAUCCAAAGAGAGUUGAGUUUCCAUCAUCAAGCAACAACUUCUCAUAUUCACUUGCUAAUUGUCAGUGGGUUCUUUUGGCAAAAGAUGGAAUUUGCCGUGAUUUGUUUUCCUUUUUGAUAAGGAUAUGAUGAAGCUGGAUGAAAAUGAGCGAGUGCUCUCACGAGGUUUACCAAACUUACACUAUGUGAAGGACAGUUCAAUGGUCAUAUCUUAUAUCAGAGGCCCCCUUCUCUUUAUUUUCAAUUUUCAACCAUCUGAUUCUUAUGAUAGUUACAGUGUAGGUGUAGAAGAAGCUGGGGAGUAUCAAGUUGUUCUGAACACAGAUGAAAUAAAAUAUGGAGGUCAGGGGAGGCUUAAAGAAGAACUGUAUUUUCAAAGAACUGUCAGCAGAAGAGUUGAUGGCCAUCAAAACUGCGUAGAGGUGUCACUCCCUAGCAGAACUGCUCAGGGGAAGGAGUAGGGGUGGCUCUUUCUUCAUUUUAAAAAGUGCUAUAGUAUAUGAAGUUGAUUACUGCGGAUACGUGGAGCUUAAACGCCCAAUUUUCAAGAAAGAUCAGGCAUUUACUGCAGGAGAAUUUGAAGUACUUACUCAUAUUGGUCAAUCUGGUCUAAGCUAAUUUCAUCCCAAAUUCUUUGAGCAAUGACACCAGUUAAACUUCAUAAUGACCAUCUUUACGCUGGAUUCUCAGUUAUUUCUCUCUGGCCAUUUUAUAUUGGAGUCCUCCACAGUCAAAACUACUUUUCUAUUAUGUAUC
This is a messenger RNA of Gastrolobium bilobum, 1095 nucleotides long. Its product is annotated as 1,4-alpha-glucan-branching enzyme 3, chloroplastic/amyloplastic-like. Gene Ontology annotation, molecular function: 1,4-alpha-glucan branching enzyme activity; cation binding. The transcript is spliced from 10 exons. Bases 465 to 800 code for a protein of 111 amino acids. Gene Ontology annotation, cellular component: cytoplasm. The record is from RefSeq and is a predicted model, not a curated record. Gene Ontology annotation, biological process: carbohydrate metabolic process. NCBI's taxonomy places the organism in Eukaryota, Viridiplantae, Streptophyta, Magnoliopsida, Fabales, Fabaceae.